AUGGAUGUCGAUAAGUUGUAUCGCACAGUCAUUGGAAGAGAAUUCAACGAAGAUUUUUGUCAAUACUUUCUCCUGGUGGUGAAGUCGAAGAAGUUGCAGUUCGAUUUGGAGCAAGUGGGGGUGCAGUACAUGGGCAUCACAUCCACUCCCCCAUGCACAACCUCUCUUUCCCUCACCAUUCGCCUCCUCUUCUCCGCCACCAACCCCAACAAGGUCAUCACCACCAUUGUCGUCGAUCGCGUCAAUCUCCUCCAGGUCGACGCCGUCGACUUGAUCCGCGACGCCUCCCUCAACGACCGCGUGGACCUUCGUGUCUUGGGCGAUGUCUCCACUAAGAUUGACAUCAUGAAAUCCAAUUCCCCUAGCGUUCAGGCGAUACUUUUUGCUGCAACAAUUUUCAG
Vigna umbellata (rice bean) is the source of this 401-nucleotide messenger RNA. RefSeq lists its product as uncharacterized. Gene Ontology annotation, cellular component: plasma membrane. The record is from RefSeq and is a predicted model, not a curated record. Gene Ontology annotation, biological process: defense response to other organism. Lineage: Eukaryota; Viridiplantae; Streptophyta; Magnoliopsida; Fabales; Fabaceae.